Molecule: messenger RNA, 1158 nt
Organism: Colletotrichum truncatum
Lineage: Eukaryota; Fungi; Ascomycota; Sordariomycetes; Glomerellales; Glomerellaceae
Product: putative extracellular dioxygenase
Molecular function (GO): oxidoreductase activity, acting on single donors with incorporation of molecular oxygen, incorporation of two atoms of oxygen; iron ion binding
Source: RefSeq, a predicted model, not a curated record
AUGGCUCUGCGCACCGCUCUUACCGCGGCCUUGGCCAUCUCCCCCUUCCUGGGCACCGUCGCUGCCCAUGGAACUACCGCUGAGGAGAUCGCCGCCGAGCUCGCCCUCCGCGAUAUCGUGACGGUCCAAGGCAAACGUGCUCUGGACGCCUGCGCCAACUCUCCAGCCGCCCUGGCCCUCAAGGAGCGUGCCCUCGCCCGCCGUGCGGCUACCGCGGAGCGCCUUCGUGCUGCCCGUGGCCUCAGUGGCCAGAAGAUGCGCAAGCGUUCCCAGGCCGACCUCCAGAAGUGGGCCGCCAUCAACCAUCUCUCUGAUGCGGGCUACAACCUCGACACACCCCUGGAAGAGAUCUUCGGUUCUAACGCCACUUGCGCUCUCGUCCCCGAGGUCACUAUCGGACCGUACUAUGUCGAGGGCGAGCUCAUCCGCACCGACAUCACCGACGGCCAGGGUGGCGUGCCCGUCCACCUGGACCUGCAGUUUGUCGACGUCAACAACUGCGGCGCUGUCCCUCAGCAGCUCAUUGAUAUCUGGCACUGCAACGCCACGGGAGUGUACUCUGGCGUCUCCGCACAGGGUCAGGGCGGACUCAACACCACCCACGGCCGUGGUGUGCAGCAGAGCAACGACGACGGUGUCGUCGAGUUCGACACCAUCUUCCCCGGCCACUACACUGGCCGCGCGGUUCACAUUCACCUGAUGGCUACCGACGGUGCCGAGGUUCUCCCCAACGGUACCUUUGAGGGCGGCACGGCCCGCAACAUUGGCCAGAUCUUCUUCGACCAAAGCCUCAUCUCCGAGGUUGAGGCGCUGGCCCCUUACGCCAGUAACCAGCAACCGUUGACCACCAACCUCCAAGACUCCAUCGCUGCCGACGAGGCCACUGCCGCGUUCGACCCCUUUGUGAAGUACGUCAAGCUCGGCGACGACCUGUCGGACGGCAUUCUCGGUUGGAUCACGAUCGGCAUCGACACGACCGCGGACUUGAACGACAAUGUCAGGGCGGCUGCUCACUGGCACGAGGGUGGUGGUGUCGACCAGAGCGACGGCCAGGGUGGCGGCCCCGGCGGACCCGGUGGUCCUGGUGGUCCUAGGCCUACGACGUCGGUCGUCCCCGUGACUUCCGCCGCCGCUGCGAACCGUGUCCGUGCUCUUUGA